CGAAAAAGUUAGCGUUAAACAAUCUCCACUUCUCUCUCCCACAAGAAAAUCACCAAGAAACCGUUAAUCGUGAGAUUAUUUGUUAUUUGAUUCAUAAAGUUUUCAGAUUUACAGAGGAUCAUUGUGUUUUAGAUCUAUGGCGAACAUGAACACUCUUCAACAGAUGAUCUUCCCUGACGAGAACGCUCCGAUUCAUCGCAAAAAGAGUGUUACUGCUGCUUCUCUUAAGACCAAAGGAACUGUACUUGGUCAGAAGAAACCUGGAGGGGCUCGUAAGGCUCUGAAUGAUAUCACAAACAAGUCUGGUGUUCUUCCCAAAGCUUCUUCUAAGAACAAGCAACUCGCGUCUGCUGCAAAGGGAGAAAUCAACAUAGCUGGAGAGAUGUUCUUGCAUGAUCACAGCAAGUGCAUCAAAGAGCAGCAGAGUCUCUGGGAUGAUCACUUCUCUGCUGACAUUCUACUCCACCAUGAUUCGUCCAGCGUCAAGGGAAAGAAUCUCAAGUAUGACAAAGAAGUGAUGGAUGGUAAGAACAAUCUGACUUGUGAGGAACCAGAAGAGAUUCCAUCUCCCAAGCUGACUGAUUGGCUCAAGAGCUCAACCCCCUGGCGCUCUCCAAUACGUCAUGGCUCUAUGAUGAUGCCUUCCACACCUCUGGCUUGGCGGUUUGAUUCAGACGAAUUCACUCUCAAGGAAGACUUUGACGACCUCUUCUGAAUGUCUGUUUCUUAAGUGUCUAAGCUUUUCAUCCUUCGGAUGAAGUAGUAGUAGUAGUAAUAGCAAGCAACUUUCUUUCGUUUCAGCUCAUCAAUGCUUCAGUUCUUUAUGUACUUAACAACUCUGUGUCCGUCCAUCACUCUCUUUAACUGAUUUCAUGAAUUAAAAAAGUUGGAAUCUUUUCAAGCG
Messenger RNA from Brassica napus (rape), 904 nucleotides. Its product is annotated as protein PATRONUS 1-like. The transcript has 5 exons. The record is from RefSeq and is a predicted model, not a curated record. Bases 137 to 715 code for a protein of 192 amino acids. Gene Ontology annotation, biological process: regulation of mitotic cell cycle. NCBI's taxonomy places the organism in Eukaryota, Viridiplantae, Streptophyta, Magnoliopsida, Brassicales, Brassicaceae.